This is a messenger RNA of Angiostrongylus costaricensis, 279 nucleotides long. The record is from the annotation of a GenBank genome assembly. Lineage: Eukaryota; Metazoa; Nematoda; Chromadorea; Rhabditida; Metastrongylidae.
AUGGCCGCACCAAAUGCUGGCGACAAGGAUCUUAAGGCAUUCCGAGAUUUCCUUACCCAGUACAAUACUGUUACGGAACAGUGCUUUGGUGCCUGCGUCAACGACCUUACUGCAAGGUUAAAGGAAGAGAAAUGCAGUAUUAACUGUCUCGACAAGUACCUCAAGAUGACUCAACGUGUUUCUCUUCGUUUUCAGGUAUCUUUUUCACUACUAGUAGCAGUCAAAAAUAGCAUUCCCAUUUUUUUACGUCUCUUAAGAUUCGUUAUUUUGCCGUUGUAA